Messenger RNA from Protopolystoma xenopodis, 210 nucleotides. NCBI's taxonomy places the organism in Eukaryota, Metazoa, Platyhelminthes, Monogenea, Polystomatidea, Polystomatidae. The record is from the annotation of a GenBank genome assembly.
AUGGUAAAGUUGAUCGAAGAAACUAGCGAAGCCCUGCUCAUUGAUCAGUUCCCAAACUUGCUUUUUCCCAGCCAAUCGCAAAUCGCCACAUUCGUACUCUUGAGGAGGACGAAAAGAAGACAGGAUGACUUCCUCAUGAGUUAUGCCGUUCAGGCUAAAGAAGCUGAUCGCAUGUCGCUCUCAACUUCUCGUGGACGGGAAGAUGGUUGA